GACGUGUGAAUGCGUAGCAAGUCGCAAAAACGAUGAGAUGGUCGCGAUGGUUGCGGAGAAAAUCUGUGGAACAUCGUCGACUUACCGCCAAGACACUGUCAGGCACCCAGGCAGGAAUCCUAUCAAGACUUCAAGAGAGGCAUAUUCUAACCAGCGAGCCACAGAUUUCUGAUGAUGUAUACGAUCCUUGGAUGUAAUAUGCUAUGUAUGCUUAGGCUUUGGUUAUUGUGUCGGCAUUAUCGAGUUUCUGUCAUGUUGAUCCUGGCAACUGCAGAAUACAGCGGGCUAGGCUGUGGGAAGAUAUAUAUCUUCGAGUAGCGAUCACGGCUCUGUAGAAGAUCACUAGUCGCCAUCUCACAGAGCAUUUUAUUUAGACUUCUAGUCAUAUAUAACCAAUAGUAUAUGCUUAAUAUGUA
Aspergillus caelatus is the source of this 416-nucleotide messenger RNA. RefSeq lists its product as uncharacterized. The record is from RefSeq and is a predicted model, not a curated record. Lineage: Eukaryota; Fungi; Ascomycota; Eurotiomycetes; Eurotiales; Aspergillaceae. The coding region runs from base 33 to 197 and encodes 54 amino acids. The transcript has a single exon.